This is a messenger RNA of Penaeus monodon (black tiger shrimp), 3479 nucleotides long. RefSeq lists its product as uncharacterized. Lineage: Eukaryota; Metazoa; Arthropoda; Malacostraca; Decapoda; Penaeidae. The coding region runs from base 142 to 3465 and encodes 1107 amino acids. Gene Ontology annotation, molecular function: triacylglycerol lipase activity. The record is from RefSeq and is a predicted model, not a curated record. Gene Ontology annotation, biological process: lipid homeostasis; triglyceride catabolic process. Gene Ontology annotation, cellular component: lipid droplet; cytoplasm; membrane. The transcript is spliced from 6 exons.
GGAUCUUCUGCUGGACUGGAAGCAGAAAGGUCACCAAGAGGGUCUUAUACAGGACUGGAAGCAGAAAGGUCACCAAGGGGCUCAUCUGCUGGGCUGGCAGCAGAGAGAUCACCAAGAGGCUCAGCUGUUGGAAUAGAAGCAAUGUCCGUUGAAGAGCCCAACCAGGAUGAAUUACUGACAGUCAACGAAACAGCAAGCCAACAAAAUUUAAAGACAGAACCUCGAAGGUCAUUUGGGGCUGAACUGAUUAGUUUCUUUGCACGUCGGCUCAGUAAUCAACCCACACAAGAAGUCUCAGUGGAAGAUAAUGUCAAUUAUACAAAACCUAUUGACACAACUGCACAGGGCUCAUUAGCAGACCAAGACAUUUCCUCACCAAGAAGUACAUCUCCUGGUCUAGAUGCAAAGAGGUCACCAAGAGGGUCUGCUACAAGUAUCAAAGAGCCAUACAUAGAAACUGAAAUAGACAGAAGCUCAUCACCAGGUAUGGAAGCAGAUGCUUCACCAAGAGAAUCUUUAUUAGCCCGAGAUACAUUACCAAGAAGGUCUAUUUCAGAAGUAGAAAAAGAGAUCUCUUCUAGAGCAUCAUUUACAGGAUUAGAAAAACCAGCUUCACCUCUUCUUGAAAUUCAGGAUUCAGACUCAAAAUAUGAUGAACCGCACCCAGAACUUCUUCACCCUCGCAAGUCUAUCGGAGCAGAAGUUUUGGACUUCUUGGUUCGUAGACUCAGCACUCAAUCUACAUCUUAUGAUGUUAAUGAGGAAAAAACUUUGUCCCCUAUCGAAAGGUUAUCUACAGGUUUGGAAUCAGAAAACUUAUCAAGAGGAUCUCCCACAAAUCUGGAUAUUUCAACCUCACCCAGAAGUUCGACAGCUGGAUUAGAAGAAUCACAGACUCAGAUCACUGAAUCAGAAGUGUUGGACUUUUUGGUGCGUAGACUGAGUAAUAAAACUUUGUCUGAGGAAGAUGACGCAAUAUCGCCCAACCUAGAAAAUGAAGGAGACACCAUAUUACCUCAAAAGUCACUGGAAAAUAUACUUGAUAAUCGAGCAUCCAUAUCCUCAUCAGUGGAUGAGGAAAUAAUUAACAUUUUGACAUCCCGAAAGCUAUCAAAAGAUCUUUCAAGUCCUUUGGAGACAGCAGAUGGCCCAGUUGUGGAAGAACUAAAUGUCACAGAUCAGCUGUCACCCACACCUAGUUUGGAUGAAGCACAGGCUGCAAGGGCUUCGCCUGAAAGUCUGUUGAGUAUACCCCAUGAACCACAGGCAGAACAUCUGCAACAUCGUAAGUCAAUUGGGGCAGAGAUACUGGACUUUUUAGUACGCAGGCUGAGUAGCAAACCUCCAGUGGAUCAUGAUAACCAUGACGUUGAGGAUCCAAGUAUACUUGAACCUGAAACAGAAGUAUACAGUUCACCAAGAGCUUCACUGAUCAGUCCAGAAAUUAGGAUUGAAGUCUCAGAAUAUAAUGAUGUUCAAGAAGUAGACAAAUCUCCUAGAGGAUCAGAUGCUAGCAUUCAUUCUUAUAAAUCAUCUGUUGAUGAUCCAGAGAAUUUCAAAACUCCAAGGCAAUCAAUAACAGAUCCUAUUUCAGCUAUAGAAAUCCAGGAAGAGAAAGAAAGGGAUUCUGAAUGGUCUCCAAGAGGCUCAACGGCAGGACUGGAGGUUCAGAAAUCUCCGAGAGGCUCAACAGCAGGAUUGGAGGUUCAGAAAUCUCCAAGAGGUUCAACUGCAGGAUUGGAGGUUCAGAAAUCUCCAAGAGGUUCAACGGCAGGAUUGGAGGCUCAGAAAUCUCCAAGAGGUUCAACGGCAGGAUUGGAGGUUCAGAAAUCUCCAAGAGGUUCGACGGCAGGAUUGGAGGCUCAGAAAUCUCCAAGAGGUUCAACGGCAGGUCUGGAGGCUCAGAAAUCUCCAAGAGGUUCAACGGCAGAUCUGGAGGUUCAGAAAUCUCCAAGAGGCUCAGUACCAACUCUUGAGGCUCCGACCUCUGAGGCCGCUCCGGAGGUCCAACUCCGGUCUAAGAGCUCGGCCCCGAGAGAGGGCGCUCAGCAGAACCGCCGCUCACUGAUCAAGUAUAUCAACGACCAGGAAGACACCCUGCCGGAGCUCUGUUCCAGCCCCGAGUCAGUCGAACUCAUCCAGGCCUCGGACACAGAGGAUACCCUCGACCUAAUAGGCUCCACGACAGACAAUGAGAGCGACUCCGACCUGGAGACUGUUCUCAACAUCACUGACCUGGACUCGCCUGACGCGGUGGGCCAGGAGCUGGAGCCCUUCAGGAAGAAAUCUCUUACUUCGAGUCGAACGAGGAUCAAUGUUGCGCACUCCAGGAGAGGGGAUGGUUAUAACACGGACCCUGAGCCUACCGUGGCUAAGGGUAAACAGAGCAGUAUUUACAUUGAAGAGUCGCCUAAUAUUAUCAUUGCUUUGUACGAUCACAUUAUGACCAUUCUGACGCUGCCUGACUUGUCUCUGGAUGAAUAUAGCAUCACGCAAGUCAGUAAAUCUAAACUAACCGAGUCAAGUCAGCAACUAAGCAGAAGCGUUUCUCCGCCAGCCAUUGAGAGUCAGGUCCCUAGGCCCCUCUCUGAACCAGACGCGGAUAAGACGGUAAGGGAACCUGGGCAUGAGGAGGAGACUUUAACUCUUACAUCAAACACUGUUGCAGGAAAGGGAAGGUCGAAGUGGAACAUCAUGCCUAAUGUGAGCCGGUUGGAUACAACUGUUCAGGAGUACCAAAGGAAGAAGUCUUUGAAUGAAAUCUCCGCAGUAACCUUCUGCGGGUGUGGGUUCUUGGGAGUCUACUUGGUCGGCGCAGCCACGUACCUUCAGGAAAGCGCCCCUUGGCUCCUUCGCGGGCGCAUCGGGGGCUCCUCCGUCGGGUCCCUCAUUGCCACUUGCAUCGUGUGCAACAUUCCCUUACAGGUCAUCCGCGAGAACCUCUUGGCCACGGCGAAGGCCUCCCGCUCCUUCCUCCUGGGGCCGCUGAACCCUGCUUUCCCCAUCGAAGAACCUCUGCUUAAGAACCUGCUAAAGAUCCUGCCGGAGGACGCCCAUCUCCGAGCUUCAGGGCGGCUCUACCUCGUCGUGAAUCACUACAAGUCAAGAGAGGAGCUAGUGCGCGCUGUUCUCUGCUGCUGCUUCUUGCCUGGCAUCUCUGGGUUCUCUGUGCCCAGCUUCCACGGACGCAGGUAUCUCGACGGCGGCAUGACGAAUAACAUGCCUCUGAAGGGGCCCAACACCCUCGCCAUCAACGCCUUCGCCGGGGAGUUCGACGUGUGCCCGAUGGACAACGACUACCAGACCAAGUGGCUCACGACGGCCCUCAACCAGACGCUGGAGAUGACCAUGAUAAACCUGCGCCGCUUCUUCUUGGCCUUAGUGCCUCCCAACCCCGAGGAGCUGGACGAGUUCUACUGGCAGGGCUACGAGGACGCCAAGAGAUGUUUGGCUGACAGGGUUUGAGCAGGGGAAAGGGG